CGGCUGGCUCUUCCUUCAGCUGCCUUUCCCGGGCGUCUCCCCGCAACCUCCUCAACUUCCCUAGUCCGUGACGCGGCGCCGGGCAGAGAUCCGAGCGGACCGGGCUCGGGCAGCGUGAGCUGCGGGUGUGCGCCUAUCUCUGCGUCUCUGAGAGGACAGACUGUGGGCUGGGACCGCGGGGCGACUGUGACUGAGGAAGAGUGUUAAAAGAAGAUGGAUGCACAGUGUUCAGCCAAGGUCAAUGCAAGGAAGAGGAGGAAAGAGGCGCCUGGACCCAACGGGGCAACAGAGGAAGAUGGGGUUCCUUUCAAAGUGCAGCGCUGUGCAGUGGGCUUACGGCAACCAGCUCCUUUUUCUGAUGAAAUUGAAGUUGACUUUAGUAAGCCCUAUGUCAGGGUAACUAUGGAGGAAGCCAGCAGAGGAACUCCUUGUGAGCGACCUGUGAGAGUUUAUGCUGAUGGAAUAUUUGACUUAUUUCACUCUGGUCAUGCCCGAGCUCUGAUGCAAGCAAAGAACCUUUUCCCUAAUACGUACCUCAUUGUGGGAGUUUGCAGCGAUGAGCUCACACACAACUUCAAAGGCUUCACGGUGAUGAAUGAGAACGAGCGCUAUGACGCAGUCCAGCACUGCCGUUACGUGGAUGAGGUGGUGAGGAAUGCGCCCUGGACCCUGACACCUGAGUUCCUGGCCGAACACCGGAUUGAUUUUGUAGCCCAUGAUGACAUCCCUUAUUCAUCUGCUGGAAGUGAUGAUGUUUAUAAGCACAUCAAGGAGGCAGGCAUGUUUGCUCCAACACAGAGGACAGAAGGUAUCUCCACGUCAGACAUCAUCACCCGAAUUGUGCGGGACUAUGAUGUGUAUGCGAGGCGGAACCUGCAGAGGGGCUACACGGCAAAGGAGCUCAAUGUCAGCUUCAUCAACGAGAAGAAAUACCACCUGCAAGAGAGGGUUGACAAAGUAAAGAAGAAAGUGAGAGAUGUGGAGGAGAAGUCCAAAGAAUUUGUUCAGAAGGUGGAGGAAAAAAGCAUUGACCUCAUUCAGAAGUGGGAGGAGAAGUCCCGAGAAUUCAUUGGAAGUUUUCUGGAAAUGUUUGGCCCGGAAGGAGCGCUGAAACACAUGCUGAAGGAGGGGAAGGGCCGGAUGCUGCAGGCCAUCAGUCCAAAGCAGAGCCCCAGCAGCAGCCCCACGCGCGAGCGCUCCCCCUCCCCCUCUUUUCGAUGGCCCUUCUCUGGCAAGACUUCCCCACCUUGUUCCCCAGCAAAUCUCUCCAGGCACAAGGCUGUAGCCUAUGAUAUCAGUGAGGAUGAAGAAGACUAAUUUUUCCUCCCUCCUUUCCUCUCCUCUCCCUCUGUCCCAUUACCUUCAAAGCUCUCUGUUGAAUUCCAGACUGUGACCCCAACACUAAACCUAAGGACAGCUACAAAGGAAAGACAGCUGGGGCAAGAGGACCUGGGACUGGGGGAACCAAACAGCCCGUCCUCCAAGUGACAUCCCUCACCCACACGAAGGAGGGGCUGCACCUCAGAAGCCUGCUCUGCACCCAUUUGCCCUCCCCAAGGGCUGUCCCACUGUUGAUGUUCGUGUGAUCUCAACAGGGAAAUCGUCAUUUGUAUUAAGUUUUUUUUAAAUUAGUCUUUGAAACGUAGAACUAAUUGUUUGCCCGAGGAGUGGGCAGAAGAAGGAGGUAGUGUAAUACGCAGAGGCCUUUUCUUCCCAGUACACGACAGCAUUUGCCUUCCCUUCUGAAGCAAAGUGGCUUGCCAAGUCCUUCACGCAAUGAGCCGUGCUGAUGGGUAAUUGAUAUAAUUUUGAUUUCCUUAAGGAAAAGCUAAAAGCCAAGUUACAGUCACAAAUCCCCUCAACGUACUGCUGUCACCAGUGUCACUGUGGCUGUAGGAAGGAGAUCUGAGCCUCACUUGUCUUACUCCCUGAGGAGUUUCUUACUGGACCCAGUGGGGUCCAUGAAGACCCUGACGGGGAUGGAAGCAGACCCGUGGCAUCAGCUGCAGUGUUUCUGCUGUGUUCAUCUUCUCAGAAAGUUCUGUGACCCGGCUCUCUGGGAGCUUUUGUGAGUCUCCUUCCUACCAUCUACCUUCAAAGGAAGGAACACUUUGAGGGUCACGAGGAUGAGGAGAGGAGCGGGACAAUACUCAAUCCCAUGCCAAGGCAGUUGAGAUUCGUUUCCUACUGGGAGGAGUGCCUGGCCCUGCUACUCCGAUUUGAAUGUUAUUAAUAUUAUCUAGCCUUUUACAAAGGAUACUUUGUAAUGUCUGCCGUUGGAACUUGAUGUCAGUCCCUUUUGGUCAUAGCCAUACUGAAUAGAGAGAUUUGCACAGAAUGUAGAAGCAAAAGCAUGGGAAACACCUUCCUCUCUGAAGCAACAGCCUCGUCAUCCUGACCUCUGUCCCUCUUAAGAACAUUCUUCACUGGAACCAGAGCUCCACAGUCUUUCUUUUCCUCAGAGAGCCGCGGCCGGCAGGGACCUCCCUCCGCCGCCCCUCCAGCAAGCCACAGAGCAUGCCCUCACGGGACAAGAUGUGAAUAGACUGCCAUGGGAUAAAGAGUGGUCCCUAGCUUCUAUUUUUCCAAGUAAAUAAGUAGAACAUGUUCUUGGGAUUAUACCAUUAAAUGUUAAUUUUCUUGAAGAAGAAAGAUUGUUGUGUGCCGGGAUUUUAUGUUGGCACUCGGAUUGAGGCAGAAAACAGAAGCACCAAGUUUAACACUGGGAUGGCGUGGGUUGUGUUCCUGGAGGUUUGAAGUGGGCCUUCCUGCCUUUUGAGGGGAAAACUGACUGUUUUGAACGUAUCCUGGAUUAGUUGGGUUGUUUUGUAUUGAGGAUCCCUAGAAGACAAGAGAGUCUUGGAAAGGGCUGCUGGCUUCGUCGUGAACGUUCGUCCCAUCACCAGUGUGAGUCUGCGGGGAAGUUUUCCUCAAGUGGGGUUCAGUCUCUAAUUUUCCUGUCUGUUAUUAGUUUGUUCUGAGUUAUUUUGGAUUUUGUUCUUUAGCCAAAUAAAGGCAAUAUGGUUUUACCUCA
Messenger RNA from Rhinopithecus roxellana (golden snub-nosed monkey), 3034 nucleotides. It is a transcript of the gene PCYT1A, whose product is annotated as phosphate cytidylyltransferase 1, choline, alpha. The record is from RefSeq and is a predicted model, not a curated record. Gene Ontology annotation, cellular component: endoplasmic reticulum. Gene Ontology annotation, molecular function: phosphatidylcholine binding; choline-phosphate cytidylyltransferase activity. Bases 214 to 1317 code for a protein of 367 amino acids. Lineage: Eukaryota; Metazoa; Chordata; Mammalia; Primates; Cercopithecidae. The transcript is spliced from 10 exons. Gene Ontology annotation, biological process: CDP-choline pathway.